UGGUAGGACGUCAGCCACUGCACUCGUGUUGUCUGCAACGGAGGAGUCCAACCUGGGCUAUAUCGUAGGAGGGCAACAAAAGGCUAAAAUGGACAACAUUGGUGAAUGUGCACUUGAUCCCUGGAUCUUGACAUCUGUGAAUAAUCACUUCAACAAUCAUGAAAAUCAAACAUCUGAUCAGAUUCAGGAAGAAGUUACACCACAUGAAUGUUGUCAUGUGUCAAAUUUAAAGGUGUUUUUGAAGCCAAUCUGUGGCAUGUCGGGAAUGUGUGAUGCAAACGAUAGUCAAUUCUCCAUCAAAGCUUUGUUUACUGAAGAUGCUGUCAAGACAUUUGAAGAGAAUGAGGCUCAGACCUCAUGUUUAGGAUUUUCUGACAUCAAUAAUGGCAUUAUGGUUCUAAAGAAGUUUCACAUCAAGAUGGAUAUAACGCCACAGUUUGAGCAGUGCCAACUUGCUAUCUAUGUAGAUGAGUUCCUGAUUCGAUCGUUCGGUUAUUCAGCUCCCCUUAUUGAAGCUGUUACACAUCCACCUAUAGCACGCCAAAUCAAACAAAUGUGGAGAUCAAAGUACAACUCAGAAGAAGAAGAAUCAUGUUCUGCAAAAGUCGUCUCAGAAGAUGAUUGCCAAGACAGAGAUGCACUCUCUCAACUUCUUGAGUUAGUGAUCUCUGAGAAAGAUCAACGGGCAGAUGAAGAGCGCCCUCAUUGUGGGUUUUAUGAACUAGACAAAGCGGAGUAUAACCAGUGGAGAACAUUGAGAAGUUGUGAGUUUCUCAGCAAAGUUGUUGAAGAUGUUGAGAAGAUGGUGAUAAGGAGUCUCGAAGAUGCAGAGGAUGUAGAGAAUGAGAUUCAAGAUGUUGCUGAGAGAGGCCAGGGGUGUAAGGUUUACCGAAUAUUGGCAACAGAACUUGAGAACCUUUCAAAGGACUUGAUUGAUCAAGCUGAGUAUGAAACCCCGGAUGAUAUUAUUCAGAAACUUGACAACAUGGAAGAAUGGAAAGUUGGCUACAUACCUCCAUGCUCUGAUCGAGGUGCUGCUGGGAGCUCCUCAAUCGAUAUCACAAGCCUCAAUACUCAGCCCUCUGUAGAACAACAUAAGAAAGAUGGAGAAGAGCAGGAGAGUGUUGCAUCACAGGGAUGUAAACGGAAAGCCACAUUCUCACCAAGGUCACAGAGUCAUUGCAAGAUGGCAAAGAGCUCUGAGAGUAACGAGAGUAAGAUUGUUGAGGAUCAAGACCAAGGAGCUUCUAGAUGUCUCAAUUCUAAUCAACUCUUGGGAGGGAUUCAGCUGCAGAGUAACCCUCAACCAGAAAUAGGAUUAGAAGAGGAAAAACACUGGGAUAAUUCUGAAUCAGUAGAAGGUUUGACUCAACUUUGUGAUUGUUUAACGCCAAUUGAGGAGGAUGAUGGUAGUGAUGGUUUCCAGCUGAAGCAUUCUUCUGUUGAUAACUCAUCCCUGGCUAACGGUGAACAAUCAAAACGCAACUCACAAAAAACAGGUUUAAGAGAAGAAGAACAAAUCAACAGAAUUGAGUCUGAGGGUCUUCAGAAAGGUUUGAUGAAUUCUUGUGAUGGAAGGAGACAGAACCUUGAGGAAGAUUCAUUUUCAGAUGAGUCUGUUUCUUCAGAAUCGUUAUUACUCUCUUUUGAGAUUGGAGAACACCUCCCUAAUAUAAAGAAGCAAAACAUGAAUAAGGAACAGCUUGAAGAUUGCAACGAUACAAACACUGACUCAGAUAUCUCAACAGAAUUUGAGGAUUGCAUUGAAAUUGUUCCUUCUGUUUCAAGUCAACAACCAAAGUCUAGCUCUGAAGAACAAAGUGAGAUCAACUCUGAACAAGACAGCAAUGGCAGCCAACAUCAAGUCAACUUACAAGCACAUCCAACCUCCAAUAAGGUUCCUACAAACGCACAAUCAUUCAAAGAUUCUGUACUGGGCAGCCAAUCUCAAGUCAACUUGCAAGCACAUCCAACCUCCAAUAAAGUUCCUACAAACGCACAAUCAUUCAAAGAUUCUGCACUGGACAGCAAUGGCAGCCAACAUCAAGUCAACUUGCAAGCACAUCCAACCUCCAAUAAGGUUCCUACAAACGCACAAUCAUUCAAAGAUUCUGUACUGGGCAGCCAACAUCAAGUCAACUUGCAAGCACAUCCAACCUCCAAUAAAUUUCCUACAAACGCACAAUCAUUCAAAGAUUCUGCAUUGGACAGCAAUGGCAGCCAACAUCAAGUCAACUUGCAAGCACAUCCAACCUCCAAUAAAGUUCCUACAAAUGCACAAUCAUUCAAAGAUUCACAACGUACAUCUUCAGGAAAGAACCCUGGUACGUUCGUUGAUGCGCACACACAAACAUCCAACUCUUUAAGUAAAACAUCAGACAUCUUAAAGGUUGCUCAAACGCUAAAGAUGGAUAAGACAAACCCUCCCUUAACGAGGUCAUUCAGCAGUUCUAGUUCUUCUAAUAUCAAGUCAUGGAAUGCAAGACCAUUGGAUCGAUCAUUCUGCUCAUCUUCAUCCUCGUCAUUGAUUGGUUCAAUGUGUUCUCUAAACAUGUGUGGAUCAAACUGGAUCGUCCAGAGCCAAUCCAAAUUUAAAGAAACUCCAGCCGUCGCAAAGAGGUCAAAGAGGAGCUCGACAGAUGGAACUCCUAGUGGCGAUGAUCUUGCUUGUCGACUCAAGAAUUACAAACUUGAUAAAUCAAUACUGGCAUGGUGUGCUUCAAUAGCGUGUAGUAACGUUAAAACUACUUAAUGGUCAAGGAGCUCCUACCCAUAUUGACUGCUAGCCUGUAGUAACGUUAAGACUACUUAAUGGUCAAGGACCUCCUACAAAUGUACCUAUGGUGUGCUUCAAUAGCGUGUACACAGUAGUAACGUUAAGACUACUUAAUGGUCAAGGAGCUCCUACCCACACUGACCGCUAGCCUGUAGUAAUGUUAAGACUACAAAUAGUGAAGGACCUCCUUCCCAUGGUGUGCUUCAAUAGCGUGUAGUAACGUUAAGACUACUUUAUGGUUAAGGAGCUCCUACCCACACUGACCGCUAGCCUGUAGUAACGUUAAGACUACUUAAUGGUCAAGGACCUCCUACAAAUGUACCUAUGGUGUGCUUCAAUAGCGUGUACACAGUAGUAACGUUAAGACUACUUAAUGGUCAAGGAGCUCCUACCCACACUGACCGCUAGCCUGUAGUAAUGUUAAGACUACAAAUAGUGAAGGACCUCCUUCCCAUGGUGUGCUUCAAGAGCGUGUAGUAACGUUAAGACUACUUAAUGGUCAAGGAGCUCCUACCCACACUGACCGCUAGCCUGUAGUAAUGUUAAGACUAUAAACAGUGAAGGACCUCCUACCCAUGGUGUGCUUCAAGAGCGUGUAGUAACGUUAAGACUACUUAAUGGUUAAGGAGCUCCUACCCACACUGACCGCUAGCCUGUAGUAAUAUUAAGACUACAAAUAGUGAAGGACCUCCUUCCCAUGGUGUGCCUCAAGAGCGUGUAGUAACGUUAAGACUACUUAAUGGUCAAGGAGCUCCUACCCACACUGACCGCUGAAAUAUGUACAUUGGAUACAAGUCAUAUGCAGGCAAGUUUUAAAGUGCAGUCAAUAGCGAUGUUUUGCUGCACGUUUCCCGAGCAAAUAUGUGAACGUGAAUAUCAACAAACUGUGUUGUUUCUACAUGUAGGUGAUUUCACCACUUUGGGCUUAUUGCAUGUUCACAAAUGACAUCUGUCUGUCUGAGCACACGUACGUAUCUGACAUGAAAAAUGGUAACUUCACGUGUGCUAGAAACAUGAGAGCUAAUGACACACAUUUCUGACGUUCACGUUCACACGGAACGUGCAGCUAAACCUCUCUAAUAUCAUUAUUUUAUUCAGUCACAGAUUUAGUACCUAUACAUUGUAAAUCAAGAAUAAUGUUUCAGCAUUUUAUUAGACAGGAUUUAGUUGGCAGUGAUGAAAAAUGGAUUCAAAAAUUUACAAGCAAUGAUGAAAGUGAACAAUGUCAAUCAAACGGCACAAUGGCACAAAGAUAUUUUUAUAAAGGGAGUCUCUGUUUUGCAAGAUAUGAUGUUAUUUUGUAUACAAAAUCAGAUAAAAUACUUUCACUUACAGUUGCUUUUCCUUGAUAUUUAUAUUUUUUUUUCUUCAAAUAAAUCAUGUUUGAACAAAACAACAACUGACUAGAGGGAGAUUUGAACGGCCUGUGACAUCCAGAUUAACGUGCUGGCUAUUUAGCAGAAAUGUUGGUGGUCUUCCUACUUGUAAGAGCGCCAGAACAUUUAUCUGCAGGUCACAGGUUCAAGUCCUGUUCUAGUCAAUUUGUUUUUGCUCAACCCAAAAGUUUAUAAAACUUAACCAUUUAGUUUCCCUUGUGGAUAAUAUAUUUGUGUUCUUUACAUACAUUGUUAGUGUUCGAUGUUAACUCAUAUUUAAAAGUUUUCCUGAUCAAUUACUCAAAAUAAGCUGCCAAUUCAAACAUGCCUUGUCCAUGUGUAAGCAAUAUUCUUUUGAUUUAAAAAAUGUAUCAUUCAAUUUUUGUUAUAACAAUCCAUUUAAGGCAGUGGACACUAUUGGU
Molecule: messenger RNA, 4574 nt
Organism: Asterias rubens (European starfish)
Lineage: Eukaryota; Metazoa; Echinodermata; Asteroidea; Forcipulatida; Asteriidae
Exons: 9
Coding region: 89-2752 (887 amino acids)
Biological process (GO): telomere maintenance via telomerase
Cellular component (GO): chromosome, telomeric region; telomerase holoenzyme complex
Molecular function (GO): telomeric repeat DNA binding
Source: RefSeq, a predicted model, not a curated record